AUGGCAAACCCUUUCUUGAUGGACGAUGAGCCGAUGGCAGGGCGCGACCCGACACCGAAUCCGUUUCUGUUCGGCGACGACGGUGACCAGGCGGAGGCGGAGCCGGAGAACCCGUUUCUGGCGCCGGUCAAGAACCCGUUCUCGGACUUUGGCGAGCCGGACGAGGACGUUCCGAUGCAGCUGCCGGCGGAAACGGCCGGCGGAGUGCCGGCGGAUCUGUUCGGACCGGUGCUCACCACCGCCACCACCACCACCACCACCGGCGUGGAGCUGUUCCUGGACGAGCAGGUCCUCACGGCCGCUCCCAGCGCUGGACCCAACGUCGUGCCGUCCGCCCCGGUAGCGGCAACCGGCAACUCCAGCAACGCCAACUUCUUCCACACGACCAUCAACGAGGAGGACGACCUGAUUAUCCCGAAGCCGACGCACCUGCACCUCGGCACCAUGACCACCGCCGCCCUGAUGGACGACAUGCUCGGGGCGCUCUACUCCAGCGAGGACGAGCUGCGGGGCGUGGGCAAACCGCACAAACCGGCACCGCCGCGCCCCAUCCCGCCGUCGCACGCCACCCAGCAGCUGAUCAGUUCGAUUGCGGACCAGCUGGACCAGACGAGCACAAACUUGCUGCAGAAAAUCCCCGUCACCCGCACGCCGAGCCCGGUGUCGAUGCGUGAUCUGCACUCGCCCAGCCCGACGCCCGACUUUGGCGACCUACUGACGACCGACGGGCCGGGUCCUUCGGCGGCGGCGGCGGCGUCGCACGAUGACCCGAUGCUGGCGGCCGACAAUCCGUUCGCUGCCGUCGACGAUCAACCCGCAGCCGCAACGGUACCGAAGCCCCCGCGACCCAGACCGCCGCCACCGCGCCCUGCGCCGCCGGCCAGAAGUUCGCUCGCCUCCUCCCCGAUCAACCCGCCAGUCGGGCCGGGCGUCCCAAGCCAACCACCCCAGCAGCAGGAUGCCGAUCUGUUCGAUCUGUUCGGUCCUGGGCCGGGGCCCGCCAAACCGGCCGCCCCACCGAAGCCACCGGCCCCCAAGACCAAGGAGGACAUCCUGUCGCUGUUCUCCCUGCCCGCCCAGCCGACGGCGGCGGCGGCGGUCAUGGUGCCCCAGCCCAAGCAACCGGACCUGCUGAGUGACGACCUGGACGACCUGCUCGGUGGCGGCGGUGGCGGCGGGAUGGCUGGGCCAGCCGCGGCUCCCGAGGCUGCCUUCAUACCGAAUCUCACGGAGAACUUGGCUACGGCCGCGGUUCAGGUGGCACCACCGAAACCGCCGGUGCCAUCGGUGCCGGCCAUCGUGAGUUCGCCGCUGGCUACGGCGGCUGACCCAAAACCGCAGACGAUGCUGGAGGAUGGCGAGGAGCCGGUGGGGCCCCUGGAGGCGUUUGUGGAGCCGUCGCCGGAGAUCGUGCUGGAUGUGGCGCCGGCCUCGGACCCCAGCGAUGCCAUGCGCUCCGAGGUGUCGUCCGAGUACAGCCCCACCGGGUCCAAUCUCACCUCGGGCAACAUCCCGAGCUCGGUGUCGGGCAGCAUCGUCAACAUUCCGACCUUGGACCGGACGCUGGAGCACGGCGAGGCCGAAGGCGCGAUGGAGCUCGGUACGGAGCGCGUUACCGAGUCGCUGGACUACGGCAAUCAGCUGGACUAUUCCGGCGUGGCCGCCGUUUCCGGCGGGCCGACGACCGAGGCGUACCAGGAAUUGGCGCCGGGCGUCGACCCAGACCCACUGCUCGGUGGCGGAGUGCAGGUCAAUCCAUUUUCGAUGGACCCGGACACGGAUAUGGCGCCGGUCGAUGGACUGACGUACGCCAACGAGCUGUUCGGGGCCGCGACGAACGCGGCCAACAACAACACGAUGACGGUGGAGCCCAGCGAGUGUUACCCGGCGAGUGUCACUCCCCAGCCGGAGCCGGAUGCGUUCGAUUCGUUCGCGGCCAAGUUCGAGCAGCACAGCCGGGGCCCGGUGGGACCGGUGAAUGGGUCCGCCGGAAGCGCUGUCACCGCCACCGCCGGCAACAUCUUCCUCGACGACGAGCUGGUGGGCAAGGUGAACGAGGACGCCUUCGGCGGCGAUGCGUGGGGCGCUGCUGGCGAUGCGGGUGGGGCGGUGUUCGGUGAUGCCAGCGCAGGCGACGGUUUCGGCAACGAUGACGGCUUUGACGAUCCUUUCCUGUCGAUGCAGGCACCACCGGUACCGGAGGGCACACCAUUCGGGAGAGCGCAAUCGCGAGACUCCGACGAGGACCGUGAGUUUUCGGUGGUCAUACGACCGAAGGAGGGCCUGGACGUGGGCUAUACGGCUCCGGCGCUUGCUCCGCCACCCAAGAGCCCGCAAACCGCUUCGAUCUACUCGGGUGAUUCGUCGCCCCGUGUCAAUCCCUUCGAUCGCAGCGACGACGGAGCGAACCAGAUCCCUACCAGCCUAGUGCAGGACAAGCCUCAACUGGAACGGACCGACUCGCAGGAGACGCCACCGACGCCGCUGUUCGAUGAGGAUGUGUCGCAGCCGCUGGAGGACUUCCCACGCGUCAUCCACCAAGGUGACGGCUGGGAGAUGCAGUUGCGCCAGCCGAAUAAGAAGAAAAUCACCGGCCAGCGGUUCUGGAAGAAGAUCUUCAUCCGGCUGGUGUGCCAGGGGGACAGCCCGGUGUUGCAGCUGUACAACGCGGCGAACGACAAGGAACCGUUCCAGGAGCUGCCCCUUCAGGCGUGCUACUCGGUGUCGGACAUUGGCGCCCAGCAGUACGACAACUUUGGUAAAAUCUUCACCGUCAAGCUGCAGUACGUGUUUUACAAGGAGCGGCCGGGCGUGCGGCCGGGCCAGGUGACGAAGGCGGAGCGACUCACGAACAAGCUGAGCCAGUUCGCGGCCUACGCUAUCCAGGGCGACUACCAGGGCGUGAAGGAGCUGGGCAGCGAUCUGAAAAAGCUCGGGCUCCCGGUGGAGCACGCCCCGCAGAUAUCGCAGCUGUUCAAGCUCGGCUCGAUGAACUACGAGGACAUGAAGCAGUUCUCCGUGUGCAUCGAGGAGGCGCUGUUCAAGAUGAACGUACACCGCGACAGAGCGCUCACGUACAAGACUGAGGAGGUACAGGUGACGGCGGUGGACGAGCUGUACGUCGAGCAGGACGCCGAGGGACACGUGAUGAAGCAGAUUGCCCGCGUCCGACUGUUCUUCUUGGCGUUCCUUACGGGCAUGCCGGACAUCGAGCUCGGCGUCAACGACCUGUGGCGCCAGGGGAAAGAGGUGGUCGGGCGCCACGACAUUAUUCCGGUCGUGACGGAGGAGUGGAUCCGGUUGGAGGGCGUCGAGUUUCACAGCUGCGUGCAGCAGGACGAGUACGAACGGAGCCGCACGAUCAAGUUCAAGCCCCCGGACGCGUGCUACAUCGAGCUGAUGCGGUUCCGCAUCCGGCCACCGAAGAAUCGCGAACUUCCGCUGCAGCUGAAGGCCACCUGGUGCGUGACGGGCAAUAAGGUCGAGCUGCGCGCGGACGUCCUGGUGCCCGGGUUUGCCUCCCGCAAGCUAGGUCAGAUCCCGUGCGAGGACGUUUCGAUACGGUUUCCCAUACCGGAGUGCUGGAUCUAUCUGUUCCGCGUGGAGAAACACUUCCGGUACGGGUCGGUCAAGUCAGCCCACCGGCGAACGGGCAAGAUCAAGGGCAUCGAGCGCAUCCUGGGCGCGGUGGACACGCUGCAGGAGUCACUGAUCGAGGUCACGUCCGGGCAGGCUAAGUACGAACACCAUCACCGGGCGAUCGUCUGGCGCUGCCCGCGCCUGCCAAAGGAGGGCCAAGGUGCGUACACCACGCAUCAGCUCGUCUGCCGGAUGGCGCUCACCAGCUUCGACCAGAUCCCGGAGCAGUUGGCCCCCUACGCCUACGUGGAGUUCACAAUGCCGGCUACGCAGGCUUCGCACACCACCGUGCGCUCGGUGAGUGUGCAGGACUCGGAGAGCGAUGAGCCGCCGGAGAAGUACGUCCGGUACCUGGCACGGCACGAGUAUCGCGUUGGCAUCGAGCACACGACUGGGGAGUCGAUGAACCCGUAUUUAGCAGCCACCACCGUCAGCAAGCAGCCGCCGCCAAUUCCCGAGCAACAGCCCAUGGCCACCACCCCGAUCGCACCGAGCGAUUCCGACUCCGAUUCGAACUAAAGAGCCUGAGGAUUGGGGCAAAGAUGCGGUGCUCUAGACCAAUAUUUACCCUCCACCCGCCGGCUUUACCGUUGCGUCCCUGAGGGGGCCGCUCCCCCAGCUGUGAAGCAGGCGGCGGAGGGAUGUGAUGGACACGCAGUACUUAUAAUAUAACUUAUUGCCAGAGGCCCAAAUCUCCACUCCUGCAAUGAAGAACCCUAGCCAAUACAUACUGCACGUGUAUGCGUGCGUGCGUAUGCAAGUGUAUGUACUUAUAGUUGUUACUUGAAUUACGUUAGUUCGACAAUAACAGAGAAGCCCAUUAUAGCAGCUGUGCAGCCCGAUUCGCCGUAGCUGUUACCGGUCGUCCGAAGGUAACCUAGGAUCUCCUAGGGCCUUCAGUAGCAACCACGGUUGCGGGGAGGCUAAGGACAAAACGGCGCAGAUAGCAGUAACAGAGGCAGCAUUUAGGAUGUAGUGAUUAACCGAGCUCAAGUUUGCUUAAUUAAUUCCGUUACUUAAUUAGGUAUUAACCCGGCCUCUCCCCCCUCCAUGUGUGUGCGCGUGUGAAUAACAGAGAUAGUGGUGGAUAGUAGUGAGCGGAAAACGCUACUAGCUACAUUAGCUUCUUUCACACAUUGUACCCUAUCUGCUUUUAUGUGUUUCUCUUAUUGUUCUUAAACAUUCUGUAUCCAAUCAGCGUUUCGAGACGGAGCCGUGUUGGUCCGGUUUGAGCUGGGGAUUCGCGCCGGAAUCACCGGGUUCCCUAUCUUAAGCGUCUACGGCAAAGUAGUAUGCUUUUUGUACAUACACGCAUAAAUCGGCGUUCAACAAUUCAGUAGUGCAGUGCAACCUUAAGCAGAUCUGACCAUACUAUAACAAAACCGAAACGAGAACAAUAUCUGGAUCCUGAAGGAUAGGUGAAGCCUCAGCUGUGGUUCACGCUAAAUGGGGUGACUUAGUGCGAGUUGGGGCAUAAUGCUGGUGUGGACUAUCGGAGCACUACUUCUUAAUAGGCAUCGGACCGAUAUUUGUUUCACUCGUUUGUUAUAGUAGGUUGAUCGCAGAUUGUGUAUCGUUCUCGAGUAACUGUCUUCGAAUUCCUGGAAGCAGCAUCGAACGUUACGGUUUUGCUUUAAUGUAAUCCUUCGGUCCACUGAGGACUUAAGGCGCGUACCUAAUAUUGGCUGUUGUCCCUAGCGCGUAAGUUCUUAAGUUGUUUAGGCCAACCGUCGAAUUCGGUGGCACACAUUCUGUUGGAGCUCCCUGUUCCAAGCGUUAGUAGGCGCGUUGAGGUUUACUAUUGCGUUUCUUCUGCUUUGUUGAAGACAUAUCACUAAAUGUUUAACAUUAUUCAUUACCCUUCUUCGGUGAUAUUGCUAACAAGAUGGGAGUUGAAUAACAAGUAUUACGAAGAAGUAGAAAAGCUAUAGCAUAGUGUAUUCUUCCCAGUAGCCAUCACGAAAGUCUGCUGAGUUCCCAGGCAUCAUGCGUUAAACAGUCCGGUUAGCUUGUUACUGGUUUAAUCGAAGCAGUGCGAAAUAAUGGUACCAUGUUUAUUACUGCUCCUAAUUAAACCACAGAUCCGUUUCCUAUCGUUUGAUAAGAGGGACACCCAAGUAUUUGAACAGCAAGAUGGAAUAGUGAACCGCUAAUCAGUAAACUCUAAAAAGUCUGUAUAAUCACCCAACUAGCAGAGCGAAAUAUGCCUGACGAUACCAAACCAUUAACAUAAGUGUGUUGAUAUAUACUUAAUUUAAUUGCUGAAUGGCGAAUACAAUACCAAAAAUAUAUGAAAAACGAAUGAAAACAUGAGCACAUUCCUGAAACCCUGAACCCCGAAACUGACACUAAGCGUACGAAUGGGCGAGUGUUGUGGAAGGUGAAGACAGUGAAAACACCGAUUACAACCUCCUCCCAAUAUAGGAGACAUGACGAACGUAAACCUAAUGCCGGUGCAACACAGAUAGCUGGGCGGUGAGAGUAAGGUGAAGCCACGACACAUACUACCAUAGAUGAUUACGCCAUUAUACAUGUAUGAGGUAAACACAAAACAACAAACUGGUUAUUGUAUUUAGAUAUAUACUACUCCGUAUGCGACACUCGGUGCGGAAGAUGUGUUUUGACCGUUGAAUGAGUGUUUAAAUGUUUUGAGAUUAAAUGGAUUGGCCGGAAGCCAUCUGGCAUUGCAGAGCUUAUAUGGCAUACGAGAAUUAUCAGCCCGUGUUCGCUUACCCGGCCCUGGGGCAGGACCACGAUUGCUGUGGAAAAACGAGACGGAGAGAACAAAUGUUUGUUUAAUCAUUUGAAAGGAUGAUGCUUCAACUGGAAGACUUUGCAUCCUUAGUCAAACAAAUAGACGCACGAACGUUUACUCCAUAUACAAUAGCGCAACGCAUUUAACAGUGUCAAAGUAUUUUGUUUCUACUUUUCGUUUUGAAACGUUUGAAACAUAAAACGGUAAGUCAAGUGCAGUUUUCCGGGGUUACUUUCAGCACUCAAUUGGUUCCAUUUUGGUUCGUUAAACACAACAACGCAACAGCACUUUCAAUUUUGGCAAUAUUUGCCCCUUUCAGUCAUGCACAGAGGUGUAUUCUCAAUGGCAUUUGAUUUGAUAUAUACAUAUACAUACCGUAUAUACCGCAAACUAUACAUACAUACACGUAUAUUAGAAAUUGGAGGUAGUAGGCGUAGAACAUACUUAAAAAAGAUUGACAGCUUAUAGUAAACCUGCAUGGUUCGAAAGAGAUAUAGAGAGAUACGGGCGAAAAGAAGAGCUGAACUGAAGUAGAUUACAAAAGAAUCGAAUAAUGGGAGAUGGCUUGAGCCUUACGAGUACGUUGAUAGUGAAUUAGGUAGCUAUGGGAUAAACGGUGCAGAAUCAACUAAACAUUGACCUACAGUAUUCCUUGGCGCAGUGUGCCCGUUCCUUUCCUGCGAACACAGCACCACGAGACGCAUACAUUUAAAAUAUUUAAAAGGGCGCCCUAGGUUUGCGGGUUAAGCGGCCAGAAUCAAAUAUUCAUAUACAUAAUAAGCGAAACGGCAUACGCAACUGAGCAAAUACAAAAUCAUUGCGUUAAACAUCUAAAACUCGACCGAGUCGCCGUAGACAUACUCAGUAAAAAAAUAUAAACAAGCAAACCACAGUUGGACAACAUCAAAUUUAAGUAAGAUAAACAAAAUAAAAUCCGCAAACUACAAAAACCUAAACACACAUAAAACCGCAUUGUGAGACGCAAGUCGA
Messenger RNA from Anopheles bellator, 7384 nucleotides. RefSeq names its product protein stoned-B. Gene Ontology annotation, biological process: regulation of endocytosis; synaptic vesicle endocytosis; clathrin-dependent endocytosis. The transcript is spliced from 6 exons. Bases 1 to 4158 code for a protein of 1385 amino acids. Gene Ontology annotation, molecular function: clathrin-cargo adaptor activity. Gene Ontology annotation, cellular component: AP-2 adaptor complex; synaptic vesicle. NCBI's taxonomy places the organism in Eukaryota, Metazoa, Arthropoda, Insecta, Diptera, Culicidae. The record is from RefSeq and is a predicted model, not a curated record.